Acanthocheilonema viteae is the source of this 285-nucleotide messenger RNA. The record is from the annotation of a GenBank genome assembly. Lineage: Eukaryota; Metazoa; Nematoda; Chromadorea; Rhabditida; Onchocercidae.
AUGAAUGGGUUAAUAGUUGCAGCAACGGUAGAAGUGAAAGCGGAUACAAUAAGGACAGCAGUACUAUCAACAACUUCUGUGAGUAUUAGUAGUUGUAGUGAUAACGGUGAUAGUAGCAGUAGCAGUAGUAGUGGUAGUAGUAGUAGUAGUAGUAGUAGUGUAGUAAUAGUAAUAGUAAGAGUUGCAACAACAAUUUAUCUACAACGAAAUACUGCUGAUGGCAAGUCAUCAGACAGCAACAGUAAACGGCAACAGCAGCAGCCGGAGCAACACGGCACACAGUAA